Messenger RNA from Pipistrellus kuhlii (Kuhl's pipistrelle), 2252 nucleotides. It is a transcript of the gene WDR46, whose product is annotated as WD repeat domain 46. NCBI's taxonomy places the organism in Eukaryota, Metazoa, Chordata, Mammalia, Chiroptera, Vespertilionidae. Gene Ontology annotation, biological process: maturation of SSU-rRNA from tricistronic rRNA transcript (SSU-rRNA, 5.8S rRNA, LSU-rRNA). The transcript is spliced from 15 exons. Bases 238 to 2079 code for a protein of 613 amino acids. Gene Ontology annotation, molecular function: protein binding. The record is from RefSeq and is a predicted model, not a curated record. Gene Ontology annotation, cellular component: small-subunit processome; nucleolus; 90S preribosome.
AGGACCUGAUCCCUUGCCUUUCUUUCGUUACUCGCGCAUAAGCUGCCACUCGGAGGAGCGGGACCAAGGUCCGCCUGGCCCCUUAAGGGAGAGCCGCCCUCAUUCAAGAUGGCGACUUUAGGCGUCACACCUGGUACGGCGCUGAUUGGAUGAGGGCUGGAGGACUUCCGGGAGAUACCUGUGAGACUGUGGGACAGCUGGAGGCGCUGGCACGUGGGCCGUCCUUAGGGUGGCAGGAUGGAGACUGCCCCCAAGCCGGGCAGGGAUAUCCCUCCGAAGAAAAAUAAACUUCAGAACAAGAAAAAGAAGAGACCGCAGCGAUACUGGGAGGAAGAGAUCACUCCGACCACUGCUACAGCUUCUGCAGAGCCCCCUCCUAACAAGAAGAGGAACGGAGAGCCCCGCCCCCAGAAGCCAAAGAACACUCACACCCCAAAGAAGUCUCGCAUCUCCAAGAAGCCCCAGUUCUUAAAGAAACCCCGAGGACAGAGGAAUGCGGAGCCUCCGCGGAGCGUGUCGGGGGCCCAGGACCCAUUCCCAGGCCCCGCCCCAGUCUCUGUGGAGGUUGCUCAGAAGUUCCGUCGCAUUGACAAAUCCAAAAAGCUGCCACAUUCUAAGUCCAAAACCCGAAGCCGGCUUGAGGUGGCUGAAGCUGAGGAAGAGGAAAUAAGUGUCAAAGCUGCUCGUUCUGAGCUGCUGCUUGCCGAGGAACCUGGGUUUCUGGAAGGGGAGGAGGGGGAGGACACAGCCAAAAUUCGCCAGGCGGACAUCGUGGAGGCUGUGGACAUUGCCAGUGCAGCCAAGCACUUUGACUUGAACUUGCGACAGUUUGGACCCUACAGGCUGAAUUACUCUCAGACUGGGAGACACUUGGCUUUCGGAGGGCGCCGGGGUCACGUGGCUGCCCUUGACUGGGUGACAAAGAAGCUCAUGUGUGAGAUCAACGUCAUGGAGGCAGUGCGGGACAUCCGGUUCCUGCAUUCGGAGGCACUGCUUGCUGUCGCUCAGAACCGCUGGCUUCACAUCUAUGACAACCAGGGAAUUGAACUCCACUGCAUCCGCCGCUGCGACCGCGUCACACGGCUUGAGUUCCUGCCUUUCCACUUCCUCCUGGCCACAUCUUCAGAGACUGGCUUUCUGACCUACCUGGACGUGUCUGUGGGGAAGAUUGUGGCGGCUCUGAAUGCCCGGGCUGGACGACUGGACGUCAUGACACAGAACCCUUACAAUGCCGUCAUCCACCUCGGACACAGCAAUGGCACUGUGUCCUUAUGGAGUCCAGCCAUGAAGGAGCCGCUGGCGAAGAUUCUCUGUCACCGCGGGGGGGUCCGGGCUGUGGCAGUAGAUUCUACAGGCACGUGCAUGGCCACCUCUGGCCUGGACCACCAGCUGAAGAUCUUUGACUUGCGAGGGAAGUUCCAGCCUCUGAGUGCGCGGACCCUGCCCCAGGGAGCAGGGCACCUGGCCUUCUCCCAGCGGGGACUGCUGGCCGCAGGAAUGGGUGAUGUGGUCAACAUAUGGGCAGGGCAGGGCAAGGCCAGCCCUCCCUCCCUGGAGAAGCCCUAUCUCACCCACCGCCUCUCAGGCCACGUGCAUGGCCUUCAGUUCUGCCCCUUUGAAGACGUGCUGGGGGUGGGGCACAGUGGGGGCAUCACCAGCAUGCUGGUCCCUGGGGCUGCUGAGCCCAACUUCGACGGCCUGGAGAGCAAUCCGUACAGGAGCCGGAAGCAGAGGCAGGAGUGGGAGGUGAAGGCCCUGCUGGAGAAGGUUCCUGCAGAGCUCAUUUGUCUGGACCCCCGAGCCCUGGCAGAGGUGGAUGUCGUCUCUUUGGAGCAGGCGAAGAAGGAACGGAUAGAGAGGCUGGGCUACGACCCAGAGUCCAAGGCUCCCUUCCAGCCAAAGCCAAAGCUGAAGGGCCGAAGCUCGACAGCAAGCCUGGUGAAGAGGAAGCGGAAGGUCAUGGACGAGGAACACCGGGACAAAGUCCGGCAGAGCCUUGAGCAGCAGCCACAGAAGCAAGAGAAGGCAGCCAAGCCCGUGGGGGCCCGGCCGUCUGCCCUGGACAGAUUUGUGCGCUGAGCCAGGCUCCAGGAUGGCCUGGGGACAACACUCUCUCCCCAAGAUCACCUUUGGGGGAAUUCCUGUCCCUGGAAUGAGGCGGGGAGGUGCCCCUUCCCCAACUGGGACUAGACUGCUGGCUCCCGGGUGUGUGUGUGUGGUUAGGCAUUAAAGAAGAAAGUGAAGCUUUUGGA